Molecule: messenger RNA, 375 nt
Organism: Naegleria gruberi
Lineage: Eukaryota; Heterolobosea; Eutetramitea; Acrasida; Naegleriidae
Product: histone H3
Exons: 3
Cellular component (GO): nucleosome
Molecular function (GO): DNA binding; structural constituent of chromatin; protein heterodimerization activity
Source: RefSeq, a predicted model, not a curated record
AAGGCUCCUAGAAAAUCUAUCAAACAAUUUCCUCAGAAGGCCCCAAAGAAAUCAAUUAAUUGCAGAGGGAAACCUGUGAAGAAGCCUCGAAAGUGGAAGAAAGGUACAGUAGCUUUGAGAGAAAUCAAAAAGUAUCAGAAAGGAGUCGAAUUGUUAAUUCCUAAAGCUAAUUUUGUUAGGCUUGUGAGAGAAAUUGCAAACUCUAAGAGACAAGAUGAUCCUCUCAGAUUCAGUGCAGAUGCCUUGUUAGCUCUGCAAGAAGCUGCAGAACAUUACCUUGUAAAUUUGCUUGAGGACUCUUAUUUGUGUGCUCUUCAUGCAGGUAGAGUAACAUUGAUGAAAAAAGAUAUUCAACUCAUAAAAAGAUUAUUGGGC